AGCUAAUUUUUAUUAUUAAUUUUAAAAAAUGUGCAAGAUCGUAAACAUUAUUUUGUUAGGCUUUCUUGAAUUUUUCAUUCAUCAGCAAUAUGCUGACAACAAUUCAUUAAAAAUCUGCCAACCAUUCUUUACAUUUUUACUUUUCAAAUUUAACAGUAUAUGAUAAAUGCGAUAUACAGAACACAAUACACAUUGUUCUACGCAAAUCAUAAUCAAUACAAUGUACUCCAGAUAAAGUGCACUCUGUGAUUUGGUACACUAAGGGGUGUAUCAUUAAAAAAGUUGUUUUUAAAAAACUUCUAUUUUUUUUUUCCACUUGAUUUCAUUCUAUGAUCACCAUGUUCGUUUGUCGUUUGAUUCCGGCAUUGAUACAAAAGAAAUAAUAAAAAUUACAGAGAAAAUGUUUGAGUUCACUGAGAACGAUCUUGGGGAACAGACGGAAACUCAUGGAAUGGGGGAGAGUUAUCUUUUAACUCAGAAAUCUGAUUUUGAUUUAAAGCUUGCUGAGAAAUGGUCUCAGCUCAUGAAAAAGGGGUCUUUCAGAUAUGGUUUAGAGGAUAUCUGUAGUAGAAUAGUUGGAGGUAAGUUUGGAUUUGUAGCUCAGCUACAGCUGAACCGAUCAACCAACAGAAGACCCCCUCAGGCUAUGUUGAGUCUAAAGCAACCCUUCACUAAGGAUAAAUUUAAUUUUACUUUGAUAAACCAUGAGAAAGAAGCCAUCUUUACUCUUCAAAAGACAGACGAGAAAAGGCUUGGUGUGGAUCAGCUGAUUAUUAAUGUUAGCCCCCUUGAUCAUUUCCAUUGUUUGCUUACACCUCAAGUAGAUUUGAUGUUCCCCCAGGUUUUGACAGAGCAUGCAAUCAUUGUUGCGCUGGAAGUAAUGUAUCUAUCUCGUGAUCCACAAAUCAGGUUCAUAUAGUUUUUAAUCAAUUCGUUAAAUUAUUAUUUCAUGU
Eurytemora carolleeae is the source of this 953-nucleotide messenger RNA. RefSeq names its product GDP-D-glucose phosphorylase 1. Lineage: Eukaryota; Metazoa; Arthropoda; Copepoda; Calanoida; Temoridae. Gene Ontology annotation, cellular component: cytoplasm. Gene Ontology annotation, biological process: glucose metabolic process. Gene Ontology annotation, molecular function: GDP-D-glucose phosphorylase activity. The record is from RefSeq and is a predicted model, not a curated record. The transcript has 6 exons. Bases 401 to 919 code for a protein of 172 amino acids.